This is a messenger RNA of Salarias fasciatus (jewelled blenny), 2688 nucleotides long. RefSeq names its product intraflagellar transport 52 homolog (Chlamydomonas) (gene ift52). Gene Ontology annotation, biological process: cilium assembly; intraciliary transport. Gene Ontology annotation, cellular component: intraciliary transport particle B; cilium; centriole. Lineage: Eukaryota; Metazoa; Chordata; Actinopteri; Blenniiformes; Blenniidae. The record is from RefSeq and is a predicted model, not a curated record. The transcript has 14 exons. The coding region runs from base 104 to 1408 and encodes 434 amino acids.
CCACAAUGCACCGCUUCCAGCAGACCCUUUGGGUAUUUUGUUGACAUUUGCGAGCUCCGUACGGAAAAUCCAAUGAGAACUGUGUGAAAAUUUUCAAUAAAACAUGGAGAAAGAGCAGCACAACACAGUGAUCUUCAAUGCCUCAAAAAAGGAGCUGUUUACAACAAACAAUGGCUUCAAAUCCAUGCAGAAGAAACUACGAGCUCAGUGGAAAGUCCAGAGCAUGAAGGAAGAGCUGUCCUCGGAAAAACUGAAAGGUGUCAAGUUGUGGAUUACUGCUGGUCCCAGAGAGAAAUUCACAGCAUCAGAGCUGGAGGUGCUGAAGCAUUACCUGGAUGCAGGAGGAAAUGUUUUGGUCAUGCUCGGCGAGGGAGGAGAAGUAAAAUACGACACCAACGUCAACUUCCUUCUGGAGGAGUUUGGCAUAUUGGUCAAUAACGAUGCUGUCGUGAGAAAUGUGUACUACAAAUACUUCCAUCCAAAGGAGGCUCUUGUGUCCAAUGGCGUAUUGAACAGAGAGAUCAGUCGCGCUGCCGGCAAAGUGGUCACAGGAAUCACUGAGGAUGAAAACAUUGGAAACAAUGCUCAGGCUUUGACAUUCGUAUACCCGUAUGGUGCCACGCUGAGCGUCAUGAAGCCCGCCGUGGCCGUUCUGUCCACCGGCUCAGUCUGCUUCCCCCUCAACAGGCCCGUCCUGGCCUUCCAUCAGGGAAAGGAGUCUGGAAAACUGGCGGUUUUGGGUUCCUGCCACAUGUUCAGUGACCAGUACAUUGACAAAGAGGAGAACAGUAAAAUCAUGGACGUUGUGCUCCAGUGGCUCAUGACUGAUAAUAUUCAGCUCAAUCAGAUUGAUGCUGAGGACCCAGAGAUCACAGAUUACACCAUGCUGCCGGACACGGGCUGCUUGUCAGACCAGCUCAGAGUGUGUUUGCAGGAGGGUGACGAGAACCCGCGGGACUUCACCUCUCUCUUUGACAUGUCUCUGUUCAAUCUGUCCACUGACACUUUGCCACAAGUUCUCAGCACGUACAAGCAGCUGAAUGUGAAAGACGAGCCCCUCCAGCUGAUCACGCCACAGUUUGAGACGCCUCUGCCUCAGCUUCAACCCGCUGUGUUUCCGCCUGCCUUAAACGAUUUGCCUCCUCCCAUGCUGGACCUCUUCGAUCUCGAUGAAACGUUCUCAUCUGAGCAAGUGCGCCUGGCACAGCUCACCAAUAAAUGCACAGAUGACGAUCUGGAGUUUUACGUGCGGAAAUGUGGCGAAAUCCUGGGGGUGACGCCAAAGUUGGAGAAAGAGCAGCGGGAUGCCAAGCAUGUCCUGGAAUACGUGUUCUUUCAAGUUGUCGAGUUCAAGAAGCUGAAUCAGGAACACGACGCAGACGCAGAGACCAGAUUCACUCCUGAAUGAGCAGAAUCCAGCGAGUCGCUACAACCAAUACAGAAAGGACUCCUCCAGAUGUUGUGAGCUGUGCAGUAUCAGUUUUAUACUGUUGAAGCUUUUCUUAGCGCUACGACCAUUUUGAUAUAUUUGCAUUCAACUACAGGAACAGUACACAAAUGGAGAAAAUAUACUUUAUUUAAGCAAAUUUAAAAAAAGUCAAAUUCUUAUCAAACAAGGACCAUUCAUUAGCAGAACUUCCAUUUCUCAGUUAUGCAGACUGAUUUUGGACAGAAGCAGACAGCAAGUCCGAACAUCUGACUGUUCUCUGCAUCAGUCACGGAGAAAUGGUUUGGGGACUCGGACUCCAUAUUUGCUCCAUGUCGAGUCUGGGGCUCUCCGACUUAAUCAGAGACACGUCCCACGACAUCUGAGAGACGCUGAGGUCUGCGUUGGACAGGUCGAGGCCAGCAGUCCGUUUCAGCUUCGUAAGUGGCAGCACCUGCGGAGUGGAAGACUUUCCCUGGAGAGGAACGGCCAGCUGGUAACGGUCAGUGUCCGGAAGGCUCAGCAUGUUGAGAGGGAAGCCAUGAAAAGGAGAGCCGCUGUCUGACAGCAGGCGGCAGGAGACCUGGUCGGACGGCUUGCCGUCAGCCCCUUCAGGAAGCGUCAUGUUUGAAGCCCUCGACGUGGACAGCUGCUCAACAGACGUGGCCAACAAACUCUGCUCCCCAUAAAACCUCUGGUCCAACUCGCACAGAGACGAGCACUCGAAGCUUUUCAGAUCUGGAAGACAAUGAAGGUUUUUAGAAUCAAAUGGCAGAGUCUUCAUUUACAUGAAUCAAUGUUCAUUUACACAAAAACAGCAACACAGAAAUCAAGGUUUUCAGCCAGGCCAUGAGUCAGCACAUUUUCAUCAUGAAACCACACACAAGCCCACAGAGAAAAAUAUAGCUGUGGUGCACAUGCACAAAUCACCCUAAACACUUGAAACAACUACAUGAUCGAGGCUGGAACCGGCCCAUUUUUCACAGAAUCAAACCAGCUUCACUCACCUUGACUGGUCAGGGCCCUCUCCAUUGUCUCCUCAGGCUGGUGAGUGUCUGCAGGACUCCGGCUCUGCUUUAAAGCGUUGCUAAUUGGUCCAGCUUGAGGCUGAGCAGGUCGUCAUCCUGCAGAGGGUGGGGUUAGUCUGCAGCUUUAGCAGAACACGGCACAUAACCAAUGUGCUUUUCAUAUGUUUGUUUAUUCAUAAGUUUGUUUUCCAUACUUAUAUUUGUGAAAUAAAGGUUUUUCUUAAAUAUUUGACC